AUGCGGCACUUCCCCACCAUCAGUGCUGAUUACAGUCAGGACGAGAAAGCCUUGCUUGGGGCAUGUGACUGCACCCAGAUCGUGAAACCCAGCGGGGUCCAUCUCAAGCUGGUGCUGAGGUUCUCGGACUUCGGGAAGGCCAUGUUCAAACCCAUGAGACAGCAGCGAGAUGAAGAGACGCCUGUGGACUUCUUCUAUUUCAUUGACUUUCAGAGACACAAUGCUGAGAUCGCAGCUUUCCAUCUGGACAGGAUCCUGGAUUUCCGACGAGUGCCACCAACAGUGGGAAGGCUAGUGAACGUCACCAAGGAAAUCCUAGAGGUCACCAAGAAUGAAAUCCUGCAGAGUGUUUUCUUUGUUUCUCCAGCCAGCAACGUGUGCUUCUUUGCCAAGUGUCCAUACAUGUGCAAGACUGAGUACGCUGUCUGUGGCAACCCGCACCUGCUGGAGGGCUCCCUCUCUGCGUUCCUGCCAUCCCUCAACCUGGCCCCCAGGCUGUCUGUGCCCAACCCCUGGAUCCGCUCCUACACGCUAGCAGGAAAAGAGGAGUGGGAGGUCAAUCCCCUUUACUGUGACACAGUGAAACAGAUCUACCCGUACAAUAGCAGCAACCGGCUCCUCAACAUCAUCGACAUGGCCAUCUUCGACUUCUUGAUAGGAAAUAUGGACCGUCACCAUUAUGAGAUGUUCACCAAAUUUGGGGAUGACGGGUUCCUCAUUCAUCUUGACAAUGCCAGAGGGUUCGGACGGCACUCCCACGAUGAAAUCUCCAUCCUCUCACCUCUCUCCCAGUGCUGCAUGAUAAAAAAGAAAACACUUCUGCACCUGCAGCUGCUGGCCCAAGCCAACUACAGACUCAGCGAUGUGAUGCGGGAGUCACUGCUAGAAGACCAGCUCAGCCCCGUCCUCACUGAACCCCACCUCCUUGCCCUGGACCGGAGACUUCAAAUCAUCCUGAAGACAGUGGAGGGGUGCAUAGAGGCCCAUGGAGAGCAGAGUGUUGUAGCCAAUGGCCUGACAGAACAAUCAGCCCCAGACUCUGGCCAGGCUAACUUGACAAGCUAAGGACCGGUAGAAUCAAAUUUCAAAAAAUAUACCUGGAGCCAGUAGUGGAUUCCAAGUGCGGGCCAGUGCUUCCUCACUUCCAACUUGUAAUGCUGGAAGCCAACUCAUGAACUCAGGAAGGAGAUGGGGCAUUUUCUGAAACAGCAACUGGGAUCCACUGAACUUGAUCAAAAUAUCAGAAAAGGGGUAUUUCAAUUAAAAUAACAAAAAGUAUGCCAAAAUUAGCAGCCAGUAACCACAGAAGGAAUUUUGAUGAAGGGAAAACAAGUAGAGGCCUCAAAGGUGAAAACAGCAUGAGAAUGGGCCUAGCAGGGACAUGAGCCUGGAGUUAAGGCAGGAAAAAAGCCAGGGCAUACUCCACAGCUCCCCAACCACAACCUUCUCAUGAAAUCUGAAGAACUGUCCCCUACCCUCCCACCCCCCAAAAUGAGCAGCGGGUGUCUGGGGAGGUGAGGCCUCCUAGGUGCCCCUCCCUUCAGCCGCUGGCUCAGAAAGGCCUAAACCAAGUUUCUUUUCCAAGCGCCUUUAAAAGUAAAAAUAUAGAGUCCCUGUCUCUACCUUCUCUCUGACUUGUUGACAUCUGCCACUCCUUUAAUAGGAAGCUGUGUUUAUUUUGUAAUUAAACAAUGAAAAUACAAGUGACAGGAACAUACUCUUUCUAUGAGUGAUGAAUCAGUCAACAAGUGUAAAAAUGCCUCAUUUCAUCAGAUCAACUUCUCUUCUGAUAAACGCCACCAGGGGUUCAAAUACCAGAAGUGUGAAGGGAGUAGAAAAGAGCUGUCAAGAGAGUACAAGGGCAAGAACCAGAAAUGUUAUCCAAGACUUAUGCAAUGUUUCCAAAGACAACCCAAUAGGACAAGUAACAGUGCAUACUUCUGACCCCACCGGUACUUUAUAUUACUGGUCCAUUGCCCCUGAACCUUGUGUCUCCACAAUAACAACAUCACACCAUUCGCUGGGUUCUUACCAUGUGCAAGGCACUUUACCCACAACACGGAAUCAACACAUUGGUUUCCAAUCUUCCCCAACACGUAGAUAUAACUGCCUACCUCCAGUGUGCAUGGAAGAUGAAGGUUCAGAGAGAUUAACUAAAAUCCCACAAUUUAACAGUUUAGACCUAUUUCAAAGUGUUUGUUCCACUAUAAUACAAAGACGCAGCAAUAUCUCAACCGAUUUAUGUAGUUAUAUUUGUUUGCUUU
Messenger RNA from Galeopterus variegatus (Sunda flying lemur), 2264 nucleotides. RefSeq names its product family with sequence similarity 20, member A (gene FAM20A). Gene Ontology annotation, molecular function: protein serine/threonine kinase activator activity. The coding region runs from base 1 to 1065 and encodes 354 amino acids. The record is from RefSeq and is a predicted model, not a curated record. Lineage: Eukaryota; Metazoa; Chordata; Mammalia; Dermoptera; Cynocephalidae. Gene Ontology annotation, cellular component: Golgi apparatus. The transcript has 10 exons.